Molecule: messenger RNA, 3714 nt
Organism: Paramecium sonneborni
Lineage: Eukaryota; Ciliophora; Oligohymenophorea; Peniculida; Parameciidae
Source: the annotation of a GenBank genome assembly
AUGAUUAAAUAUUUAUAGAGAUCUCUCUUUAGAAUUAGCGAAGAGUAUGAAUAUUUUAAAUGCAAAUAAAUAUUCAAAACACAACUUGAAUAAUUUAAAAAGGCUCUAAAUAAAGGUAUCUCUAAUUCAUCAAUAUUCAUUAGCUAUCUAAUUGUAAAAACAAAUUGAUUAAAAUACUUAAGCAGCCUUUAACAUGUAAAAUCACGCUUUCUUUACUUCAAAUGUGCCUGCAAAGACUAUUUUGGCUGCAUUCCUAUAGAAAAGAGAAUAUUCAAAUGAAGAUAUUGUUGGAUAAACAUUUAUAUAAUUGGGACACGCUUUAAAAGCAAGAGGAGAUAUUUCAUACUUUGAUCAUAAAAAUAUUGAAACAUCUAUGGGUUUUGAUGUACUUAUGAGAGAUUUAUUAAAAUUAAAUGAUUAUAGAGUAUUAGCAUAAGCAAUUCAUGGAUUAGCUUUAACAGGUGUAAAUACUAAUCAUAGUAAUUAAAUUGUUGAUAAAGUAUUUGAUUAAUUAGAGUCUAAAGAAUUAAAUUCAGAAGAAAGAUAAUUAAUUGAAGCAUUCUUAGUAGAUAUAUUUGAAGAAUAACCAGAAGUCCCUGUUAAUAAUCUUGUUUAUUAAGUUGAAAAGAUGAUUGAAGAUACAUAAACAGAUAUUUACACUGUUUUAGAAGCAGUUGUUGAAAUUAGAAGAAUUUAUAUCAAAUUAUUAGAAAUACAAAAAUAAGAUUUUAUUCAUAUCAAUACAAAUAUUAAAAUGAUAGAAUUAGAAGAAGCAUUAGUUUCUGCAGGCCUAUUACAUCCUGCUGAAAUUGAAAAAGAAGAUAUAUCAUUAUCAUUAGAAACUGCACUUACUUAUAUUGCAGGAAAAGAUCCUGAUUUUCUGGCAUUUAUUUAAUCUGUGUUGGAAUUAUAAUUUAUUCAUAAAGAGGGAACAAAAACUAUUGAACCAAAAUUAUCAGAUUUUGGAAAUCUAAUGUUAGCUCUCUCUGAAUUUAAAGGACAUGAGAUUGCAUAAAGAUUAAAAGAAGCUUAACCUAAAUUAGUUCAUUCAGAUAAAUAUAAAUUAGCUAAAGCUUUUGCUAAUGCUGGUCUCAAUACUGAAAGCAAAGAAUAUUUAACUUAAGUUACAGAUGAAGAUCUUCUUAAUUCUAUUGAUUCAUUGCAUCUUCAUUUAUAACUCAAUAAAGUUGAUAGACAAUUCCCAUUACCUGAUAAUUUAACUAUACUUUCAUUAGAUGAACUCAUUGCAUAUGCAACAUAUAUAGCACUCCAAAAUUAAAAUUAUGUUUCAUUCAUUCAAGAACUUAAGUUUAGAGUCUAAAAUCUUAAUACAAUUAGAGAUCUAACACAUAAAUAAUAAGAAAGAAUAGAUGUAUUAGAAAAACAUUCAGGUUAAAAACUAAUUUACGAAGAAAAAGAUAUCUAUCAUAGUGAAUUAUACAAAGCAAUCAAAGAUACCUUACCUAAUUCAGUUUAACUUAUUGAAAUCUAUGAUCUCAGUGUCAACAAUGAAAUAAAUGGAUAUGCUCAAUUAAGGGUUGGAUCUUCUCCUUACAUGACUUUAUAUGAUUUCUUAGGUAAAGACAAAGAACAAUUUAAAUAAAAAUUACAAUUAGCAUUCAAUCUAGAUAAUUCUGAUAUCAUUUUAUUUAAUUAAAUCAAAGAUAGAUUAGAUAGUAUUUCUAUAGAUAACUCAAAUACUUAAGAACUUAAUUCAUAAACAAUAUUUAAUGUUUAAUGGGAGUACUUAAAAAAAUAAGCACUCAAUUAUUUAAAUAAGAAUGAUAACUUAAACAAAUUGAAAUUAAAACAUACAUUAUUGGAUUUGUAGGAAAGAUUAAAAAUUGUAAAUCAAUCCCAUCUAUUCUAAGAUUUAAUUGAUCAAAUCAAGGUACAACCUAUUAAUUUCCCUAAAUGGUAUGGCAUGAUUCCAUCUUAAUCAAUAUAUAAUCCUAAUUCAUCAAUAGAAGGGUUUAAGGCUAGCUUGAUUAGUAAUAAAAUUUAUGAUCCUACCUAUUGUCCUGAUUAAGAUUUAUUUAAAAAAUUAGAAUUAAAUGGGUUUAUCUCUGAUCUAAUACCUAUUCCUCACUCUGAUAAAUUAAGAAAAUAAGUUGUAGUUUAAUCUUAUUCACUUGCUUGGAAAAAACAUUCAAUCAAAAAAUCAGAUUAAGAAAUUGAAUAACUUAAUCAACUAUAUCGUUUCUUAUAAAAAGAUUAAAAAGAUUAUAAUCCUGACUCAAGCGAUUUAUUCAUUGCUAAUCUAUUGAAUUUAAAUGCUGAAUUAAAAACUAAACCCUUACCAGAAAUUGUUGAUUUCGUAUUCAAUUUCAAGAUUUGGGAUCAAUUAAUUGAAGAACGAUUAUCUUCAAAAAAAUUCACAAAACCUGCAGGUAUCUUCUUGUAAAGAGAUCCAGAAAUGUUAUUACAUGAACAAAUCAAAGCAUACAAUCCGUUUUUGUCAUCCCAAUAUUUAAGAUAAAAAUUAGAAGUUAAUAAAACUUUGGAUGAUUUAAUCAAAAUGAGAAAAGAAUUGCUCAUGAAAUUAUAAGAAGACAUUAAGAAUAAUGAGAUUAAUAAAUUAUAAGCUAGAAAGAUAGUACAUAAAAUCAAUUUUAUUGUGUCUGAUAAGAUUCAAGAAAUAAAAGGUGAGCUAAGAAGAAAACAUGCUUCUCCUUAUUAUAAAUAAAAGACCAAUUAUAUAGAUAUUCUAUUUAAUGAGACUGACAUAGAGAAAUUAGAAGUUUAGUAAACACCUGACAAACAUCUUGAUGUUGAUUUAUUAUAUGGAAUCGAUCAAUUUGUUACAAGAAAGAGAUCUAGAGCUGAAGAAAAAUUGAUUACUUAUUAUCUGAUGUUCAAAUAAAUGGAAGGCAAUUAACUAAGCAAUAGGGAAUUAUAAUUUUUAGAUUCUUUGAGUCUUUACGAACCAAAUGUUUAAGUGACUCAACUAAAAAUUUAGGAUUUGUAAUUCAAUGACCUAAUUCAUUCAGAUUUCAAACAGUUCCAUAAAUUUAGUGCAAGCGAUCUCUUUCUAUAAUUGAGUCAAUUGUUUGAUGAUCAAUUAUUCUUAGAUAUUUUAAAAAACAAAUAUUACAAGAAAUAAGGAAUAUAAUAUAAUUUUAGAAAAAGAGACAAUUAAUUAUACUUGCAAUAAUAAGAAAAAUUAAUUUGGAUUCAAGAAUCUAAAUUAAAUGAUGAAGAAUUGAAAGAUCUUAAAGAAAUGUUAUAAAUAGGCAAAGUCUCAGAUCAACAUGUUGAUUCAAUGAAUCAAACUGAUUAUCCAUUGUAAAAUAUUUAUAGUUGGAUACAUGCUAAAUCUGCUGAAAAAUUUGAUCUAUCACUUUUGGAUUAAAAUAAUUAAGAAUUAUGGAAUAAUAUAUUUAAAUGCACAUAUGAAAACACAACUUAAUAAUAAUUACAUGAUGUAGUAAAUCUAUUAGUUGAAAGGUACUAUAUUUUACAAUUCCAUCCUGUUACUUAUCUAAGAUAACUUUUAAGAAUGAUCUUAACUCAUCCCAAUUUAUCUGCCCUUGAUAAAAAAGUAAGUUUCUUAUAUUUAUAUUAGAAUCUUUAAUGUUUAAAAAAGACAGUUGGUUUUAAUUCUGAAGAUAUUUUGGCUAUUUCUAAAUCUGAACCAACUGCUACUGUUCCAUCCUAUCUAAGUGAUAUGUGCUACCCUUAUGGUGAAAAAUUAAGUAUAAUUUGAUGUACAAA